Molecule: messenger RNA, 3437 nt
Organism: Salvia hispanica
Lineage: Eukaryota; Viridiplantae; Streptophyta; Magnoliopsida; Lamiales; Lamiaceae
Cellular component (GO): nucleus
Molecular function (GO): zinc ion binding
Source: RefSeq, a predicted model, not a curated record
UCUCAUUUGCUUGUCAAUUUCAAUUACAAGAAUUUCGCUCUCAGAUGAACUGAGAGAGUGAGUGAGGGGAAAAGCACAGAGAGAAAGAGGCGACAGUGAGAAAGGGCGAGGGAUGAAAGACGAAGCCGUCAGCUCCUCGCGCGACCCGUUAUUGCCCCCAAGAUCUUCGUCUCCUCCUCCGAGCCUCACUCCCGCUGCCAGUUCUGUUGGGGCAUCAUCUCCUGCUGUUCCCACAAAUGCUGGAAGCUCAGAUGGUCUUGGUCAAGUGCAGAAUUCGAGAGGAGGGUCUCUUUCGCGGAUUGGUUCCCAGCCCAUACACGCAUCAUUGAGCACCAGUGCUGGUGGUUCAGCACUGGGAACAUCACAGCCUUCUUGUAGGCCCUGGGAAAGGGGUGACUUGCUGAGGCGUCUCUCAACAUUCAAACCAGAAAAUUGGUUUGGAAAGCCCAAGGCUGCUAGUUCCCUGGCAUGUGCCAGAAAAGGUUGGGUGAAUGUGGAUGUUGAUAAAGUUGAAUGUGAAUCCUGUGGUGCAAUUCUGAAGUUUGUUUCAUCAGCUACAUGGACUUCUUCUGAAGCUGAUGGUGCUGGAGAAGAAUUUUCCAAGAAACUUGAUGAAGAGCAUAAGGUUAUCUGCCCAUGGACAGGAAACUGCUGUGCAGAAAGUCUGGUGCAGUUCCCGCCGACUCCCCCAUCAGCACUUAUUGGUGGUUACAAGGAUAGGUGUGAUGGACUGCUCCAGUUUCCCUCCCUUCCUGCCGUGGCUGCAUCUGCAAUUGAGCAAAUGCGGAUUUCUCGAGGCUCAGAAAUUGAUCGUUUGCUGGUCCAGUCUCAGCUUGCACGCAAUGAAUCUGGCAUCAAGCCAGAAUUUUUUUUAGGAACUGAGUGCUCCAGAGAUGAUGUCUUCUUCAUAUACUCCCGUUGUCAGAAGCUCAUAAGCCUUUGUGGAUGGGAACCUAGGUGGCUCCCAAAUAUUCAGGAUUGUGAAGAGCAUUCUGCACAAUCAGCUAGAAACGGCUGCUCAAUUGGUCCUUCAAAAUAUCGUGCUCCUCCCCGUGAUCCUAGCCGAGGAAAGAAAGCCUUGUCCUCUUCAGCAAAAAGGGAUUAUGGUGGAUAUGAAGUUACUGGAAAUAACUCAAAAGGUGUAUCCAGGUCACCGUUGCUAGACUGCAGCUUAUGUGGUGCGACAGUCAGACUGUGGGACUUUUUAACUGUACAGCGUCCCUCUAGUUUUGUUCCAAGUAGCACUGAAGGUCCUGAAACUAGCAAGAAGAUGUUGACACGUGGAAUAAGUGCAGCAAGUGGCAUCAGUGGGUGGGUUGCUGCAGAUUGUGUGGAGAAGGAGCAGGCAGAGGACCUUGAUGAAGCUGGAACUGGAGAAGGAAAGUCACUUUCAAAUGUUGGGGUGGAGUUGAAUCUUACAAUGUCUGCUGUAUUGUCGUCAUCGCGGUUGAACAUGAAUGCUGCAUCUGAACAGUAUCAAUAUGGGCUUAGAGGUAGAGAUUUAUUGGUUGGGCAGCCUUCCAGCAGUGAGGUUGGUGAUCGAGCAGCUUCGUUUGAAUCACGCGGCCCUAGUUCACAUAAGAGGAACUUAGAUGAAGGUGGAAGUACAGGUGACAGGCCACACUUUCUGCAACAAGCAGACAGUGGAGAGGGUACGGUCAUUGAUCGCGACGGUGAUGAAGUUGAUGAUGGUGGACAGUACUCUGCUGGUCCUUCAAAGCGUGCCCGUGAGUCUUGGGUUGUAGAACCCCGUCGGUCACCAUAUAGAAAAGAUUCUUCUGGUGCUGGUCCCAGCCUGUCAUUCGGGUUCGACAUAGGAGUCGAUGCUUAUAAGGGGGAAUUUGACCAGGGUACUGAACAAUUCAUAGGUAAUCCAUCAACUAGAGAUUCAACGCGGGCAUCCUCUGUCAUUGCAAUGGACACUAUGUGCCACACUGCAGAUAAUGAUUCAAUGGAAAGCGUUGAGAACUAUCCUGGCGAUUUUGAUGACAUACAUUUGCCGUCUACAUCAGGAAUAAAAAACAACGAACAUCCUGAGACAUCAGAGGUGAAUUACAGCAAUCAAGCACAGCAGAGUACUUGUCCUGCUGCUGUGAGAAGUACUGGUGAAAUUGGAGUCAGUAGUGCAAAUGAAGAAGAAGUUGUAAACACAGAUAUUGCAACUGCACAUGGGAGGGAUGGUCCCAGCUUGGGGAUUAGUGGAGGAAGUGUUGGCAUGGGUGCUAGCCAUGAAGCUGAAAUUCAUGGGAUUGAUACUUCUAUCUACCGAACUGAGAGUGUUGUUGGUGAUGUAGAGCCUAUUACUGAAGUAACUGAUAACCAAGGCCAAACAGGCGAAUUUGCACCAGAUCCAGUGUUGAUGGGCGAUUUUGUCCCUGAAGAAGUGGAUAGAGAGGAUCCUCACGGUGAUAGUCAAGAUCUUAUGUCUCGGUCUGUAGUUAGGGCAGAUAGUGGUUCAAAAGUUAUGGGUUCAACUAAGGCAGAAUCUGUUGAAAGUGGAGAAAAGACAAGUAAUAUGCGAGCCACCUCUUGCGAGAACAGUCCCCAUCCUUCACUUUCUUGUAAUGCCAUUUUAUAUUCUGGCGUAGAGCUAUCUAAGGAAGAAGUCACACAAGCCACCAAGGAUCCAACAACCGAUGACUGUGGUUUUGUGGAAUCAGGCUAUCAAGUUGCAAAUGGAUCAGGGCCUCCCAAUGGUGGAAGCAACUAUGAUGAAGCUGUGGAAUUUGAUCCAAUAAAGUAUCACAAUUACUACUGUCCUUGGGUGAAUGGAAAUGUUGCUGCAGCUGGCUCUAGUAGCAGCGGCGGCGGCUCUGGCUCCAGUCACAGUGCUCUUGCGCUUUGUGGUUGGCAGCUGACGUUAGAUGCUUUGGAUGCUUUCCAAUUGCAAGGCCAGGUUCCACCAGUGCAACCAGUUGAAUCUGAAUCUGCUGCUUCGAUGUAUAAGGUUAACAUAGAUAGCCAGGAUGACCAUCACACACCUGGUCAGAAGCUCUUGGCAAAACACUCUUUCAGUAAGAGCAGUGGGAGGACCUAAAUGGGCUAUUCUUGAAGAUGUGGCGUCUGCUUGCAGUUAUUAUUGCCUCAUGGUACUCUGAUUGAACCGAGAGCCUAUCAGCGCUUAUUCAAACACAACGUGUUGAUGUUAUUUGUUAAUUUUCACCUCAAAUGGAGUAAAGUAAUGGAAAUCUAAAGUUCCAUUUCCUAUGUUUAUUCAGGAUGCAAGAGAACCUCUCUAUCUUGAGUAUCUUCUCCCUUUUGGACCUCAGUUUUAGUAACGCCUUUAAUCAAUAAUAGUUGUGUGGGAUUAUUGUAUUCUACUGUUUCAGAAUAUUACUGCUGCGGUUCUGGAGAUUGCUUUUCAUAGCUUUUCUAUUUAUAUUCGGACACUCUGUAUACGUAUAUUUUACCUAAGUCGACCUCCAAGUUCAAAAUCA